UCCACAAACACUGACACACGCACGCACGCACACACACUUAACACUUUUCCAACUAUGGAGCUUGAGCUAAGUCUUUCACCCCCGAAUCAAACCAGACACCCCAUCAAGAAAACCUUCAAUGGCGGAUGCUCAGUAACAAGGUUUCCUCUGGUUUCUUGGAAUCAUAAAGAAGAUGAUGAUGAACAAUCCAAUGGUUUCUACACCGGUGACUAUCAACAGGAUCAUUUGGAUGAGGAUGAAGAAGGUUUAACUGGAUGGCCGCCAUUGCAUUCAUGGAGGAGAAGAUUGAUGGAAGAAAACCACUAUGAAAGAGUAGAUCAAUUUAACAGGCGGGUAGAUGAAGAAGGUGAACAUAUGAAUGUGAUGAACAACAACAACUACAAUGAAUUGUUUGUGAAGGUGAAGAUGGAAGGAGUUGGAAUUGCAAGAAAGAUUGAUUUGAAUGCUUUUCAUUCCUUUGAAAUGCUUACAACCGCAUUAAUUCACAUGUUUAACAAAUCUGUUGAAAUUGAGGAAGGUGUAAGUUACAAGCUUAUGUACCAACAUAGAGACGGCCAUUGGCAUCUUGGAGGAGACCUACCAUGGGAAAUGUUCGUUCGGUCGGUAAAACGUAUACAAAUGGUGAGGAACUAGCUACUUGGUUGAAGAUGGAACAUUGUUAAAAGUAGUUGGAAUCUGUAAUCUAUGUUUUUAAUUUUUAUGUUGAAUUAUUUAAAAUCCUUAUAAUGUAUUACUGAUGAUGCAUGAGUUACAAGUCAAUAUAUAUGUCAAUAUUCGGUCGAAA
Helianthus annuus (common sunflower) is the source of this 784-nucleotide messenger RNA. RefSeq names its product auxin-responsive protein IAA28. Gene Ontology annotation, molecular function: protein binding. Gene Ontology annotation, biological process: regulation of DNA-templated transcription. Bases 55 to 633 code for a protein of 192 amino acids. The transcript has 4 exons. The record is from RefSeq and is a predicted model, not a curated record. Lineage: Eukaryota; Viridiplantae; Streptophyta; Magnoliopsida; Asterales; Asteraceae. Gene Ontology annotation, cellular component: nucleus.